Molecule: messenger RNA, 873 nt
Organism: Cornus florida
Lineage: Eukaryota; Viridiplantae; Streptophyta; Magnoliopsida; Cornales; Cornaceae
Exons: 1
Coding region: 1-873 (290 amino acids)
Source: RefSeq, a predicted model, not a curated record
AUGCUCAUCAAGCAUAGGAUUGGCAAUGGAUCCCAAACUUCAUUCUGGUGGGACAAUUGGACAACAAUAGGGCCUCUCAACUUUAGAUUUCCACACACUCUUCUAACUGAGGCUGGGUUUAAUGAUGGAACCACUGCCAAUUCCUUUAUUGUUGAUAAUACAUGGUCUUUCCCACUUUCUUUAACCUCUGCCAUACCCGAAUUGCUCUCCUUACCACCACCAUGCCCCUCUAGAAAUGACUCAAAGAAGUGGAUUGCAUCUCCAAAUGGGCAGUAUUCUUUCAAGCAUACACUACAGCACCUUAUAGGGGAUCUCUCAUCAGUACAGUGGCACAAUUUGGUGUGGGAUUCUCCAAUCAUACCAAGAAUGAGAUUUAACCUUUGGAUGGCGGUUCAAUCAAGGUUGCCUACCCUGGACAACAAAGCUAUGGCCAGACAUCAAAACAUUUGUGCUCUUUGCAACAAUUCAACUGAAUCUCAUGAUCAUUUGUUUUUCAACUGCUCCUUUAUCUCACCAAUUUGGAGGUUCAUCACUUACAAAUGUCAAUUGGUCAUCCCAACGGCAAAUUGGGAAGUGCUUGUUCUACAGAUCAGCAACAAUUGGAAGUCAAACACCCCUUCAAACAUGCUUCGAAAAUUGGCUCUCUCCUCAGUUGUGUAUCAUACCUGGGAAGAGAGAAAUGCUAGGAUUUACAAAGGAGAAAAGUCAUCUCAACGAGUUGUCUGCUCCAAAAUCUGUUCCACCAUCUCUGCCAUUCUCAAAUUAAGGGUUCUUAGAAAUUGCUCAACAACUUCAAAGAUCCUCAAGGACUGGAAUCUCUCCCCAUCAUGUUGUCGUCCUCCCCUCCGGCCGCCUCCAAGACUGCGGGAUUAG